Spirodela intermedia is the source of this 2606-nucleotide messenger RNA. Lineage: Eukaryota; Viridiplantae; Streptophyta; Magnoliopsida; Alismatales; Araceae. The record is from the annotation of a GenBank genome assembly.
AUGGGGAUCGAUAGAAGCACCGGGAACGGGAGUUCCCUUCUGUCGUCGCCGGACAGGGUGGUGGAUGGAGGGACGAUGCCGACGAGGGAGGGCGACGGUUUGGCCUCCCCCUCUGCUUCCUCGACAUCGUCGUUUUCCUCUUCCUCUUCCAUUUCGUCAGCGUCGGGUCUCAACUUCAUAGAGCACCGGGUGUCGAAGAUGGACACCCUCGCCGGCGUCGCAAUAAAGUACGGAGUCGAGGUAAUUUAGACCCUUCCUCAGUGUUGAAUUAGCGCGAUGGAUUCUGAGUAUUUGAGGAGUCCAAACGGUUUCCUGAGAGUUCUCGGUUGGAAGUAUCAGUUUCAUUUUUAAUUAUUCUAACGCCGAAAUCCCCAAUUAUACCAAGCGGUUUAUACCCCGCAACCCAUCGAAACAUGAAAUCCAUCUUGCUGUACGGCGGGAUCUACGUCGGGGUCAUGUUUAUUGGAUCUAUCGCGGUCGAUGCUGCUUCCUGUUCUUUCUUCUUGUCCUGUGCGGGGUCUCGGCCGUAGUUAUAUACCCAGACUCCCUCUUACAGUUUCUAUUGGCGGGUGUUGACUGGAUAGUCUCUGACUCACGAUUUCUCUUGAUAUCAUUCUACCCCCUGAGUCAUUUCCAAUUCUACUUUGUGCAGAUCUUCAAAUAUAUAUAUAUAUAUAUAUAUAUAUAUAUAUUUCCGCGAGUGUUCAUCUGGGUAACGCUUUUCCUUUCAGGUUGCAGAUAUUAAGAGGAUGAAUGGGCUGGUAACAGAUAUUCAGAUGUUCGCUCACAGAUCACUACACAUUCCUCUACCGGGAAGACACCCGCCAUCUCCCAUCGUCUCAAACGGUUCUUCCUGUAACGGGUAUUCUUCUGGUCUUCUAUGCAGUUUAACGUUUUUGUUCUAGAGCAUCCCCUAAUGAAAUAUGAACUACUGGAUAGCCCCUCCAGGUCCCAAAUCGUGACUUUCCUCUAUUGUCCUAUCAUUGUGAAACUAUAUAGUGUGCUUGGUUUCAUUCGUCAGCAGGAGAGAUGCAAGUCAUGCUCAUCAAAGAAAGGAAGAAAGAACCAUUCUAAUAAAGAAGGAAAGAAUGAAUGUUGUUCUAAGAAAGAACCCAUGUAUUCUGUCCCGAGUUCCCUGCUAAAACCCGCAAUGCUAACCCGUGGCUUUAUACUUUUAGCUUAGGGAAAUAGUCCGUCACAUGAUGAACCAUCAUGUUUAUUUGUGUGGAGGAAUGAUAUCCAAGGAGCAGUCGUUACUACCGUGGAGUGAUUCUGCCUCAUCUCCGUAUAUUUGGGAAGUAAUCUGUUGAACAUCACAAACCUGAUGAGGUCGAGAAGCCUGGCUAUUAGUUUUGCUUUACAUAACACGAAAACAUGGACGCAGUGAAACUUUUUGAGAAACUUAAUUGCCUAGGAACUCAUGGGUUUGUGCACAUUAUUUGAGAUCUUGAUGGUCUUUGACCAUCCAGUUCAGAAGAAAAUGAUAUUCUUAUAUCAUAUAUAUCUGCUUGUAUAUAUGAUAUAUCAGGAAAAUGAGUGAUGGUUCUUUUGGGUGAACACCACCGUGAGUUUUUUUUUUUCCUUCUUAUAUCAUAUAUAUCUGCUUGAUAUUCUUAUAUCAUAUAUAUCACCCCUAAAGAAACACGCCAAUGUCAAGGCUGUUGCUUUUAUCAUUCUUUUCUGGUAGGCCUCCUGCUCCCCCCUCCCCCCACCUCCAUACCAUUUCUUCUCCUUCGCCGAGGAGCAUCAGUUCUCUUCAUACUGUAAUAUUAGCAUGGUUCCUCCUCCCUUCGAUCAAGCUGACGGGUUAUGAAGCUUUGUUUUUUCUUUUUUCGUCUUCUCUUUAGCGUUCAAAAAUGGAAAGCGCGUGAGAUCCAUCUCCGAGCGUCUUCACUGAUUCCUCCUCUCCUUUGAAUAAUGUUGCUAACAGGGAGCAGACCCCACAGCAACAGCGGCACAGGGACCUGCUCAAAUCUUUUCAGACGCUCAGUGCGAGGCCUCCACAGCGAAGAGUCAGCCCCGCCAUGAGGACCUUGCAGGGCUUCUACGGCCUCACCCCGCCCCGGCGGGCCCAUCCGGCUACCGGGAGAGAGACAGAGAUGUGCGUGGUCAACACCCCCGGAAGGUUCCUCAACUGGGGAGAAGAGGAGGAGGAGGCGCCGCCAGUCCGCGGCAGCCACCGGAAGUCAAGGAGCCUGGUCAACGGCUUCUCGAUGGAAAAUGGAGGGGAGGGGCAAACCCUGGAAGCUGUGAGGAGGCGACAGAAGAACGAGGUGGCGGCGCCGGAGCUGCUGCUGAAGGAGGACUCCGCGGGGGCCUUACCUGGUGGGAGGACCGGCAAAGGCCUGGCCUUGAGGCAGAAGGCCGGCGGGCGGCCGGACUUUGACUUCUCUGCCGCCGGCACAGCCCCUAGUUGGGGGCAAUUGUCGGUGAGGAAGUCCUCCAGUGCUUCCAAUCUUCAGGAUCCGGACGGCAGCAGUGGCAGCGCCGCCCGGUGGCCGCCGUCGAGGUGGUCGCAGAGACCCGACGGCAGAGCAAAGCCAAGCCUCGACGGGCUUUCACGGCCGCCGAUGGCAGUAUGGAGGAACAAAGCAGCUCUGGAUUAG